Chironomus riparius is the source of this 1020-nucleotide messenger RNA. The record is from the annotation of a GenBank genome assembly. NCBI's taxonomy places the organism in Eukaryota, Metazoa, Arthropoda, Insecta, Diptera, Chironomidae.
AUUAAAUAUCAUAUUAACGCACAAUUCAGAAAGAGAAAAAAAAGUUCGUCUGCAGUUGACAAGUAGAAAAUCUUUUUGGGUGGAUAAAAAGAUUUCAAAAUUGAAUUUUGAUAGUUUAUAGAACAAAUGUUGUGUGGAUUGAUGUCAAUCGGAGUGUUUUAAUUCAUCAGACGGCGAAAAUUCGCUGUCUUAAUUGAAUGAUUAAAUAAUUAAAUUAGCGUGUGGGUCCACAGAACAAAAAAAACGUAUUUAUCACAUCAAAGAUUUUUAGACUCAUUAUUAGCACAAAUUACUUCUAUGAGAUCUUAAAUUUUUCUACCUUAAAAAUCACCUCUAGUCUUCAAAGUUCCUACAUCUCAUGAAUAGCAAUCAAAAAUGGAAAAUAGUCAUCAAGAGUACUGCAUAAGCAUUGUAAAAAUGCUUAAUUUUGUUGGAAUUUUCUUAUCAAUCCUCGGGAGCGCAACAUGUUUACUGGAUGUCAUAAUUUGUAUUUAUUGUGCAGCCUACAAUGUAAAAAUAACAAUUUUUGCUGCAAUUUUUCCAAUUUUUGCUAUUGGAAUCUAUUUUUACACAACAUUAUUGAACAUUCGGCUUGUUAGGAUUGAUAAGACAAAGGACAAAAAACAUUUCUACAUAAUUUACAACAUUUUCGCAUUUUUAGCACUAACCAGUGCAUUCAUUGAUGGAUGCCUAAAAAUCUUCAUGUUCAAUUUUUUUAUUUCAUUUGCAUUUUUCAUGUAUUUUAUAUUUGGUUCUUUAACACUGUGCAUAACAUGCACAGCAAAUGAAGAUUUGCGACGGGAGAGGGAAGGUGAGCCUGAUGAUGAUGAUCAAUUGACGACAGUGUCAACUCAGGACUCAAUGGUCAAUAAAAAAGCAAAAAAGAUAAAUAAUAAUAAGCAAGUUUAUCAAAAAGUACCUACAGAAGUGCCAGUUAUCUCAAAAGAGGUGGCGAUUGAAGAAGCAACUAUAACAAAGGAUCAAAAUAAGGAAUACACUGGAAAAGUCACACAUUUAUAA